AUGGCCCAAUCGUCUCUCGCUUCAUGUUCUCGCCUCGAUGAUUCGUUCGGCCCUCAUGCCGGCGAAUGUCGGGGCGGCUUCGACUUCACGCUCCUCUUCGAGGAGACCAUCCUUACCCUGUUGCCCCUGUGCCUCCUUCUCGUCGUGCUGCCCCUCCGCAUCAACUUUCUGCUCCGGCGCGCUAAGAAACUGGCUGCCGGGAGAACCUUGGCAGCCAUCAAGUUGUCCGGCUGGAUCGUCCUCGGCGCCCUGCAGCUGGCGGCACUCGCCCUUUGGGCAACCCCGUCGGCGUCGGCUGCCCGCACACGGGCCACCCUCGCCGCUGCCGCCGUCACCGUCGUCUCCACCCUCGGCCUCUGUCUGCUGUCGUGGGUCGAGCACAGCCGGGCCGUCCGGCCAUCGACGCUGAUCAACGCAUUCCUGUUUGCCACGCUGCUGUUUGACAUUGCCCAAGCGCGGACGCUCUGCCUCCGCGCUGAGGGGAAUGCGGAUCAUGCCAUUGCCUACGUUUGCGUCGCCGCCGUGGCCGCCAAGGCGUGCGUGCUCGUCCUCGAAGGCCUCGAGAAACGCCGGCUGCUGCGCGCCGAGUACCGCGCCUACCCGCCCGAGGCCACUGCGAGCAUCUACAACCGCUCCUUCUUCUGGUGGCUCAACGCGCUCUUCCGCAAGGGGUUCAACCAUGAGCUCGACGUCGACCACUUGUUCGCGCUAGACAAGCAGCUUCAGGCGUCCUACUGCUACAAGCGCCUUCAUGCAGCUUGGGCAUCAGUGACCCAAAAGUCGACGUACUCACUGCUGCUGACAUCCUACGGCGUCCUCAAGUGGCCUGUGCUGCAGAGCAUCCCGCCGCGUGCCUGCCUCAUCGCCCUCAACUUCUGCCAGCCGUUUCUCAUCAACCACGCCAUCAAGCUGUCACAGGAGGCGAUCAACGAUGAAACGACGCAGCGCGGCUAUGGUCUCAUCGGCGCCUACCUGCUUGUCUAUGUCGGCAUCGCGGUCUCCAUGGGCCAGUACCAGCACCGGACCUACCGCAGCAUCACCAUGCUCCGCGGCGGGCUCGUGUCCAUCAUCUACCGCAAGACGGGCACGCUGAGCCUCAAGGACGUGGACCCCGCCACGUCCAUGACGCUCAUGAGCGCCGACAUGGAGCGCAUCGUCCAGGGCUGGCAGACCAUGCACGAGAUCUGGGCCAACGCGGCCGAGGUCGGCGUCGCCAUCUACCUCCUCGAGCGCCAAUUGGGCGUCGCCUGCGUCGUUCCUGUUGCAGUCUCGCUCUCAGUGUCCUUGCUCGGAUCCAUGGUCGCCAUGAACUUCAUCAUGUCGCGCCAGGCCAUGUGGCUCGAGGCCAUCGAGAAGCGCAUCUCGGCCACCACGGCCAUGCUGGCGUCCAUGAAGGGCGUCAAGAUGUGCGGCCUGAAAGACACGCUGCUCGCGAGUUUGCAACAGCUGCGAGUCGACGAGCUGCGCAUCUCGAAGCGCUUCCGGAGGCUGCUCAUCUGGAACAUGGUUUUCGCCUACUUGACACAGGUGUUUGCGCCCGUCUUGACCUUCACCGUCUUCUCGGUGCGCGCCCGCAACAGCGGCGACACGACCCUCGACACAGCUCGAGUCUUCACAUCACUGUCACUAUUUGCCCUGCUCUCGGAGCCGCUGGCGUCGCUAGUCAUGUCGCUAGCGACCUACCUGGGCGCCGUCGGCAGCUUCGUCCGCAUCCAACAGUUCCUCGAUUCCGAGGAGCGGGCGGACUUGCGUAGGCCGGCCGAGCCGGCAGAGCUGUCCGAGAAGCCCACGGUCAAUCCGUCGGCGCCCGACGCGAUCGCAGUCCAGGGGGCCAGUUUUGGAUGGGAUGCCGCCAAAGAGCCCCUGCUAAAAGACAUCACGCUCACAGUCCCCUGGGACAAGCUCACCAUGGUAGUAGGCCCCGUCGGCUGCGGCAAGUCCACGCUGCUUCAGGCUGUGCUCGGCGAAGUUCCAGCGCUGGCAGGGUCGGUGCGGCUCGGCUCCACAAGCGUGGCCUACUGUGCUCAGAAUCCCUGGCAUAUGAACGGCACCGUCAGGGAGGCCAUCGUCGGCUGCGAGCAGUUCGACGAGAAGUGGUAUGCCCGUGUUGUGCACGCCUGCGCGCUCCGGCGGGACUUCCGGGAGCUGCCCGCAGGUGACGCAUCGCGGAUUGGAAGCGGCGGCAUUGCCCUCAGCGGUGGACAGAGCCAGCGCAUCGCGCUGGCUCGUGCGGUCUACUCGCGACGGAAAAUCGUCAUUUUGGAUGACGUGCUGAGCGGGCUCGAUAUGUCGACAGAGAACCACGUCUUCCACAGCCUCCUUGGCCAGAAGGGACUUCUCCGCGAGAUGCAAUCUACCGUCUUACUCGUUUCCUCGUCAGCCAAGCGCCUCCCUUACGCGGAUCAUAUUGUGUGUCUCGGCCCGAACGGGGUUCUCACCGCACAGGGCAGCUUCAGCGAGCUCAACGACGCCGGAGGCUACGUCUCAUCGUUCUCCCUGCCCCACGCUGACUGGUCCUACACCGUUGACGACGUUGACGACCAGAUCGUGGAAGCUGCGGCCCUUGACAAAGAACGCGAGGGCAUCACCACUGCGCGCCCCAAGGGCUCCGAUUCGGCCGAGGCCGACACCGGGCGACGGACCGGCGACGUGCAGAUAUACCUGUACUAUGUCAAGUCGGUCGGCUGGUGGGCGACCAUCCUCUUUGUCUUGGCCAUUGUCGGUUUCAUAUUCUGCAUGUCGUUUCCGAAUGUCUGGGUGCAGUGGUGGGCUGCCGACAACGACUCGCACCCCAACGAAAGGCUGGGCUAUUGGCUCGGCAUAUAUGCCAUGUUUGGGGGCGCCGCUAUUGUGUGCCUGUUCUUGAGUUGUUGGCAAAUGAUCAUCACCAUGGUCCCGCAGUCCGGAGAGAAGUUCCACUAUGCCCUGCUGAACACGGUCCUUAGUGCGCCCAUGUCGUUCUUCGACAACACAGAUUCGGGCGUCACGCUGAAUCGCUUCAGCCAGGACCUACAGCUGAUCGAUAUGGAGCUGCCAAUUGCCGCAUUAAACACGUUUGCCACAUUCGUCCUCUGCAUCGCGCAGAUGGCCCUGAUUGGCGUCGGUUCCAUUUACGCGGCCAUCUCGUUCCCUAUCGUGCUGGCUGCCUUGUAUCUCAUCCAGAUGGUCUACCUGCGUACCUCGCGCCAGCUGCGUCUGAUGGACCUGGAGACCAAGGCGCCUCUGUACACGCUGUUUGAGGAGUCUCUCAGCGGACUUGCCACGAUCCGCGCGUUCGGCUGGCAGGGCACGCUUGAACAGAAGAACCACGAGCUGCUCGACAGGUCGCAGCGCCCUUUCUACCUGCUGUUUGCGGUACAGCGCUGGCUCACGCUCGUGCUGGACCUGCUUGUCGCCGCCAUCGCCGUGCUGCUGAUCGUUCUCGUGGUCGAGCUCCGCGGCACCGUGGCCGCAGGUGGCGUAGGCCUUGCGCUACUCAACGUGAUCCAGUUCAGCCAGAACAUCAAGCUGCUGGUCACAUUCUGGACCACCCUCGAGACACACAUCGGCUCGGUCUCGCGCGUCAAGAGCUUUACCGAGACGGCGGUCUCGGAGGAUCAGCCGGAGGAGAAGCAGACGCCGCCGCCAGAUUGGCCGUCGGCGGGCGCGAUCGAGUUUGAAAACCUCUCUGCUGCCUACAGCCGAGACGACCUCGUGUUGAGAGACGUGUCGCUCUCCAUCAAAGCCGGCGAAAAGAUUGCGGUCUGCGGCAGAACCGGCAGCGGCAAGACGUCGCUCAUCAUGACCCUCUUCCGCCUCGUAGACAUGACAAGAGGGUCCAUCCGCGUGGACGGGGUCGACAUCGCCACCCUCCCGAGACAGGAAGUCCGCAGCCGGAUCGUGGCCGUCCCGCAGCACCCGUUCCUGCUCAAGGGCUCGGUACGCCUCAACGCAGACCCGAUGGGCAUCGCCUCGGACGAAGACAUCGCAGCGGCGCUCCAGUGCGUGCAGAUCAAGGAGGCGGUCGACAAGAAUGGCGGGUUGGACGCCGACAUUGACGCCGUCAAUCUGUCGUCUGGGCAGAGACAGCUGCUGUGUCUUGCCCGCGCCAUGCUCCGGCGCAGCAGCAUCCUCAUCUUGGAUGAGGCCACCAGCAGCAUCGAUGCCAAGACGGAAGAGACGAUGCAGCGCCUCAUCCGCCGGAAGUUCGCCAACCACACCAUAAUCGCCGUGGCGCACAAGCUCGAGACCAUCAUGGACUUCGACAAGGUGGCGGUGCUGGACGCCGGGAGACUGGUUGAAUUUGACAGCCCGUAUGCUCUUCUGGAUGUACCCGACUCGGCGUUCUCGAGGCUGUAUCAUGCAUCGGUAGCCGAGGAGGAGGACUUGGAUUUGACGUUGGAGAGGACCGAGAGUUGA
Molecule: messenger RNA, 4398 nt
Organism: Thermothielavioides terrestris NRRL 8126
Lineage: Eukaryota; Fungi; Ascomycota; Sordariomycetes; Sordariales; Chaetomiaceae
Exons: 15
Coding region: 1-4398 (1465 amino acids)
Biological process (GO): transmembrane transport
Cellular component (GO): membrane
Molecular function (GO): ATP binding; ABC-type transporter activity; ATP hydrolysis activity
Source: RefSeq, a predicted model, not a curated record